UCCAUGUCGUCAUCUCCGGUUAUCAUCCCCGUUAAUGCUAAAACCAAUGCUAACGAGAACGCCUGAUACAGACUGAAUAAACCUUCGUUUUAACUGUAAAUUUUGCAAAAUGGGGAAGAAACACAAAAAACAUAAACCGGAGUGGAGAACAGUUGAUGACUAUGAAGACAAGGCAUUGGAGAAGCCACUGAAGCUCGUCCUGAAAGUAGGAGGCAGCGAAGUGACAGAACUCUCGGGUUCGGGCCAUGACUCCAGCUACUAUGACGACAGAUCAGAUCACGAACGCCACAAAGAGAAAAAGAAGAAGAAGAAGAAGAAAUCUGAUAAGGACAAAUAUGUGGACGAUGAAGAGAGAAAACGAAGAAAGGAGGAAAAGAGAAAGAAAAGAGAGCGAGAGCAGAAUGAAUCCGAGGCAGCACCUACCACCGCGGUCAGCACUGGCGUGCCCGUCGAACCUUUCACCAUAUCCAAAACUAUGAGUAUCAAAAUAGAGCCAGAAGAGAAGAAAAGGAAGAGGGAGAAGUUUGAGAGUGAGUCUGAGUUUGAGGAAUUUCACCCCAGCGUGAAGGUCGACGUCGAGCACCAGGGAGAAAGACCCGUGCGAGCGUGCCGAACACAACAUGAGAACGAGUCAACUCCCCGGCAGCUGUUACUUGAGCACUUCCUCCGCCAGCUGCAAAGAAAAGAUGCCCAUGCUUUCUUUGCCUUUCCAGUAACAGAUGCGAUUGCUCCCAAUUACUCAAUGAUCAUUAAACACCCGAUGGACUUCAGCACCAUGAAAGACAAGAUCUCCAAUAAUGAGUACAACACGGUGACAGAAUUCAAGGCUGACUUUAAGCUGAUGUGCGACAACGCCAUGGUUUACAAUCGCCCGGAGACGGUCUACUAUAAGGCGGCCAAGAAACUUCUCCAUACCGGGUUUAAGAUGAUGAGCAAGGAUCGCCUGUUGGUUUUGAAGCGCAGCAUGUCUUUCAUGCAAGACAUGGCAGCCAUUUUGGGGGAUGAAGAACUCGCGGCCGAUUUACCUCCGACGGAGGUCACUCCUAUCCCAACGGAAUCGGCCAGAAAGUCAAAGAAACAACCCGUGAAAGAUAUGAACUAUCUUUUCGAGCCAGAGGGGAACGCCUGCAGCCUGACUGACAGCACAGCAGAGGAACACGUCCUCGCUCUGGUGGAACAUUCGGCCGAUGAAGCCCGAGAUCGCAUCAACAGAUACAUGCCAAACUCCAAGAUUGGGUACUUGCAGAAAGAGUCCGACACUUCUCUUGUGUACACUGUCGUCAAUCAGCUCGAUCCCGAGGCAGAAGGUCUGAUACCCCAAAAUCUUGUUAUGCAGGAAGAGGAGACUCAUAAAGUGGACUUGAGUUCACUAUCAAAUAAGCUCCUUCCUGGAUUAACAACGCUGGGCUUCAAAGAUGACAGGAGACACAAAGUGACUUUCCUGAGUAGUGCCUACAACAUUCAGAGCCUUCAGAAGAACUCGGUCUUUCCAGACCUGCUACCCGAGGAGUCUGACUUGCUGUGCUCGGCGUAUGGAGAUGAAACGGGGGUGCAAUGUGCUCUGAGCAUACUGGACUUUGUGAAAGGAUGUGGAAAUGCCACCAAGUGUUGGGUGGAUGAAAUUCUGGAUAAGAUGACAGGAAGCGAUCACACAAAAGCUGCCAAUCAGAUCCGACAGAAGAGGAACCCGCUGCUGAAAGCGGACGAAACCAAGACAGGCCUCUGCGACAUGCAGAUGGUGGAUGGUGCUGGUCUUGGAGAAAGCAGUUCAGUGUUGGACUUCAUGUCUUUGAAGAACUACCCUGACAUGUCUCUUGACAUAUCCAUGCUCAACACUUUAGGUAAAGGUGUGAAGAAGGAGCCAGGAAACGAGGAAAGCCAGCAGAACUUUGAUGAGGCCGACAAGCUUCUGCAGGAGUUUCAGGAGGCUCAGGUGGACCGAGUCGGCUCCAGGCCUUCUUCCAACCUGUCGUCCCUCUCCAACGCCUCCGAGAGGGAUCAACAGCACUUGGGGAGCCCAUCACAGUCGGAAAUGGUUCACGAUCCCUACGAGUUCCUCCAGUCGCCAGAGUCAGAGAGUCCAGCCAAUAACUGACCAAAUGAUUUCAUUCUUCACCGGCAUUGACAUCGCCCGUCACUGUGACGUUGGAUCGGUUCAGUACUGUGGCAAGCUUCUAAAGAAUGUGAUUUGUACAGAUUGUUUAAUUUUUGUUUGUAUGUUUUUUAUUUUGUACGAGGGCAACAGUAAAAAUAAAUGUUUGCACAUGUAUUUAUAAA
This is a messenger RNA of Syngnathus typhle (broad-nosed pipefish), 2277 nucleotides long. It is a transcript of the gene brd9, whose product is annotated as bromodomain containing 9. Gene Ontology annotation, biological process: regulation of transcription by RNA polymerase II. The coding region runs from base 110 to 2095 and encodes 661 amino acids. The transcript is spliced from 17 exons. The record is from RefSeq and is a predicted model, not a curated record. Gene Ontology annotation, cellular component: nucleus. Lineage: Eukaryota; Metazoa; Chordata; Actinopteri; Syngnathiformes; Syngnathidae.